Molecule: messenger RNA, 1512 nt
Organism: Daldinia childiae
Lineage: Eukaryota; Fungi; Ascomycota; Sordariomycetes; Xylariales; Hypoxylaceae
Product: Glucose-6-phosphate 1-dehydrogenase
Exons: 6
Coding region: 1-1512 (503 amino acids)
Biological process (GO): glucose metabolic process; pentose-phosphate shunt, oxidative branch
Cellular component (GO): cytosol
Molecular function (GO): glucose-6-phosphate dehydrogenase activity; NADP binding
Source: RefSeq, a predicted model, not a curated record
AUGGAUUCCCCAGCAAGUGGUAUGGAGCUGAAGGACAACACGGUCAUCAUAGUCCUCGGCGCAUCAGGAGAUCUUGCAAAGAAGAAGACAUUCCCUGCCCUCUUUGGCCUUUACCGCAACCAAUUCCUCCCUAAAGAUGUUAAGAUCGUCGGAUAUGCGCGAACAAAGAUGGACCACGAGGAAUACCUCAAGAGAGUCAAGUCAUAUAUCAAGACGCCUACUAAGGAUUUGGAGAAGCAAUUGGCAGAGUUCUGUGAGCACUGCAGUUACGUGUCCGGCCAAUACGAUCAGGACGAGUCCUUCUUAAACCUCAAUGCUCACCUUGAGAAGCUGGAGGAUGGUCGUCACGAGACUCACCGUCUCUUUUAUAUGGCCCUCCCUCCUAGCGUAUUUACCAUCGUCUCCCAACACUUGAAGAGAUGCUGUUACCCUCCCAAGGGUAUCGCGCGAGUUAUCGUUGAGAAGCCCUUCGGAAAGGAUCUUGCCAGCUCGCGCGAGCUACAAAAGUCGUUGGAGCCUGAUUGGAAGGAGGAUGAAUUGUUCCGUAUCGACCACUACCUUGGAAAGGAGAUGGUGAAGAACAUUCUAAUUCUUAGAUUCGGUAACGAAUUCUUCGGUGCUACCUGGAACCGACACCACAUAGACAAUGUUCAGAUCACAUUCAAGGAACCUUUUGGUACGGAGGGUCGUGGCGGUUAUUUCGACGAGUUUGGAAUUAUCCGAGAUGUUAUGCAGAACCAUCUGCUCCAGGUUUUGACGCUGUUAGCCAUGGAACGACCUAUCUCUUUCUCGGCGGAGGAUAUUCGUGAUGAAAAGGUCCGUGUACUGCGAGGUAUCCCAGCUAUCGAGCCGAAGAACGUCAUUAUCGGCCAGUACGGAAAGUCCCUCGACGGCAGCAAGCCUUCUUACAAGGAGGACGAUACCGUUCCCAAAGAAUCGCGAUGCCCGACCUUCUGCGCUCUGGUCGCUUACAUCAAGAAUGAGAGGUGGGACGGUGUUCCGUUUAUUAUGAAGGCAGGCAAGGCCCUGAACGAGCAAAAGACGGAGAUUCGAAUUCAGUUCAAGGACGUUACUAGCGGUAUCUUCAAGGACAUUCCCCGAAACGAGCUCGUGAUGCGAAUCCAGCCGAACGAGAGUGUUUACAUUAAGAUGAACUCCAAGCUGCCUGGAUUGAGCAUGCAGACGGUUGUCACAGAACUCGAUUUGACAUACCGACGACGAUUCUCGGACCUUAAGAUUCCCGAGGCGUACGAGUCGCUGAUUCUAGACGCGCUCAAGGGUGACCACUCGAACUUUGUCAGAGAUGACGAGCUUGACGCCAGCUGGAGGAUCUUCACCCCUCUGCUACACUACCUUGAUGAUAACAAGGAGAUCGUCCCGAUGGAAUACCCCUAUGGCUCGCGAGGACCGGCAGUCCUUGACGACUUUACAUCGUCAUACGGGUACAAGUUUAGCGAUGCUACGGGUUACCAGUGGCCGAUGACAUCUGCCGCGCCCCCUAACAAGUUGUAA